CAGCCAGCAUUAUAUAACGACCAUAUAAGGCAAAAGAGUUCAGUUCGUGUUAACAUCUGAAACUCGCUUGAAGCUUUCACUUUACAGCGGGAUAAAAAAAGCCGCCACAUUUUAGCAUCAUCUAACUAUUAAACUGUUCCCUCUGCCAAGAUGUUCAAAGCCAUGGAUGCACCAGUAUGUCUGAUUUGCAGCGAUUCUAACGGACAACUAUGCGUUGCGAAGGAAGCUAAAAAAAUACUGGAUGAGAUCACUCAGCCAGUUGUUGUAGUGUCUGUAGUGGGGCUCUACCGUACAGGAAAGUCUUACCUCAUGAACCGCCUAGCAGGACACCAAACAGGCUUUGCUCUGGGCAGCACCAUAGAGUCAAAAACUAAAGGCAUCUGGAUGUGGUGCGUUCCACACCCCAAUAAACCAGGACACAUUCUGGUGCUGCUUGACACUGAGGGACUUGGGGAUGUGCAUAAGGGUGAUGAGAAGCAUGACACAUGGAUCUUCUGCCUGGCUCUCUUGCUCAGCAGCACUCUGGUCUACAACAGCCUUUCAGUUAUAGACAACAAUGCACUUGAGAAGCUACACUAUGUGACAGAACUCACUGAGCACAUCAGAGUGAAAGCACAGAGAGGUGGUGACGAUGACGAGUCAGCAGAGUUCAUGAGAGUUUUCCCUUCUUUCAUCUGGUCUGUGCGAGACUUCACGCUGAAGUUGGAGAAGGACGGCAGGGCCAUCACAGCUGAUGAAUAUCUGGAAAGUGCUUUGGACCUUCAACCGGGUCUUUCCCCUAAGGUUGAGAAGUUCAACCUCCCCAGGCGCUGUUUGCGUUACUUUUUUGCAGAACGCCGGUGUUUUGUAUUUCCACGGCCAGCCAAAGAUGAUGAUCUGUCAAGAAUGGAGGAGUUAUCUGAAAAGGAUCUUGAUGCAAGGUUCCUGCAGCGUGCUGAUGACUUCUGCUCCUAUGUGUUUAACAAUGCCAAACCAAAAACCUUAACAGGGGGGCGAAUUCUCAUUGGCAGUGCCCUGGCAUGUCUGGCAGAGGUGUAUGUGGGGGCAAUUCGUAAUGGUGAGGUUCCUUGUCUGGAGAAUGCAGUGGUGACUUUGGCUCAGAUCCAGAAUGAGCGGGCGGUGGAACAGGCCUUGCAGUUCUACCAGAGUUCCGUUUAUGAGAAGGUGUGCUUUCCACUUGCCCCAUCUGAGCUAUCUGAUAUCCACAUAAAUGCAGGGAAGGCAGCGAUCAACGUCUUCAUCAGCACUUCCUUCAAUGACACUGAGCAAAAAGCACAGCUGAAGCUUAUGGAAGAGAUCCAGACUUUGUAUCAGGAGCUGUGUGGUCAGAAUCAACAGGAGUGUUUGAAUGUUUGUAAGGUGACGCUGACCGAGAUAUUUUCUCCACUAGAUGAGGAUAUUAAUGACGGCAAAUUUAUGCUCUCUGGAGGAUACAAAGCAUACCGUGAUAAACUCCAGAGCUUAACAAAUGAAUACAAAGCACGCACACACAAACAGUUGAUGAGUGAGGAAGUGUUGAGUGAGUAUCUGAAGGAGAAGGAUCAGUUUGGAAAGACUAUUCUUUUAAGUGAUCAGUGCCUCACUGAAGCAGAGAGAAACAAGGAAGUGGAGCAUUUGCAAAAGGCGCUUCUAGAGCAGAAGAAUAAAUCUUUAGAGGAGAUGAAUAAGAUUCAAGAGCAGGUGUUCAAGGACCAACAGAAGACCUAUGAGCAGAAUGUGACCCAGCUGUUGGAACGCAUGAAGCAAGAGAGCGAGAGAGCAAAGGCGGAUAAUGAACGAGUGCUGGAGGCAAAACUUAAAGAACAAAAGGCUCUGUUGGAAGAAGGGUUUAAGGACAGAGCGGAUCGGAUGAAUAGAGAGAUUGAAAGUCUGAAAGGAGAGAUGAAGACAGAGGACGAGUCAAAGCGCUCUACACUCAGUAAAGUAGUGGAUACUCUGGGCACUGCAGCAACCAUGUUCGUGCCUGGAAUCAUCCCUAAAGCGGUCGGUUUUGUUGCAUCGCUCUUCUCACGAUUAUUUUGAUCAAUGCUUCCUCUCUUCCUUAGAUUUUAGUUAUAGUUGCAUACUGUAGGGCAAGCAUUUCUUAUUUUUUGCUAUGUUAAACUUUACAGUAAAAAAAAACUAUAAUCCCAGGGUGAAGGUUGCACAUUGGAAUAUCAAUCAAAUAACAAACCCAGAAGUGGUGAAGAUUUCUGUUUCAGGCACCAUGACUAAUAAGGUAAUUUGCUGAGAUAGAGAUGUAUGAUAUGCAUAAUGCUGACUGCCUUUAAUUUCUUUUUAUUAUUAUUCUUUUAAAUUCUUUUUUCUUUUAUCAAGAUAUGUAGUCUCUUCUAACCAUAUGUUGAUGACGAUUAUAAUAUAUUGGAUUAAACCUGAUGAUAAUGAUAUAAUGUUAAUAAUGAGUAACUUACACUUUAUUAGACCACAAUCUGCAAAAUGUACUUCAGCAGUGUGAUAAUGCUAAUAUUUAGGUAGAAGUAAUGAUUGUAUACAGUCAGAAUUGUUUUUUCUUUUUCCUAAUACCUUGUUAAUUCUGUACUUCUGUGCUGUGCCAUUGAAAAUCUAAAUCCUGUGCCAUUACUAUAUAAAUACUAUAUCACUAUAUUAUAAUGAAUUUUUAGUCUUACUCAACUCGAAGGCUCCGAAAUCCAUCAUAGCCAUCUUUAUAUAGUUUAUUGAUAUUUCAUUUUAAUAAUUGAACAUUAAUUUAAUUGUACAUUAAUUGAAUACUUGAAAUGAAACCCCCAUUACUUGACCCUGCAUGAAGUAUUUACUAUGUUUGCAUAUAUUACAGCAUGUUUUAUUGUACUAUUAGUACAUUACAUAAUAUACUGUUGUAUUCUAUUAAUAAUGUUAAGAGUGGGGAAAUCAUAAACCCUCAAAAUACUCUUAUUUGUUUGUCAUGAUUGCAUGUGUUUUGAAUCUCAUACAAAAUGCACUGUAUGUGUGUGUUUAAGCAUAAUCUAUCUCAAGGAUCUUAGGAAUUGGAAACGGAGAUUAUGGUGACAAGCUGUUCAUCCACAAUUCCAUUCAUCCACUAUGUUUAUGGUCAUUUUGCUGCUGAUAUGUUUUGUUCCAAACUGUUAAUUUUGUUUUAGAACAAUACAGAAUGCAAAACUGUUAAUAAUUACAAAAUUUAAGCAGGAAAGUAAUACAUGCAUAAACAAACAAACAUAUUUAGGGAAUAAAUAAUCACACAUCUCUGA
Molecule: messenger RNA, 3206 nt
Organism: Tachysurus vachellii
Lineage: Eukaryota; Metazoa; Chordata; Actinopteri; Siluriformes; Bagridae
Gene: gbp2
Product: guanylate binding protein 2
Exons: 11
Coding region: 151-2022 (623 amino acids)
Molecular function (GO): GTPase activity; GTP binding
Source: RefSeq, a predicted model, not a curated record